UUGCGUUGACGCACCUUAAAACCUUGUUUAUUUAACUUAAUCGUGCGUUGCUGCGUUAACGCAUUGCGUCAACGCAAUUGCGUCAACGCAGUGCGUUGUUGGAAGACAAUUCUUUUUGCGUUGACGCUGCGUUGCCCGCCGUUUUUGAAUUCUGAUUUGGUGCUUUCGCCAUUUUCGUCGUAUGACUUCGGUAUGUCCGGGAGUGAUGAUGGGUUGACAGUACGGUACCGGUAUUCAUUGCACAGUUGGAUGUAUACAAGUUUAUCCAUACAACCAGAGUGGCGAUACCGUUCGGUACCGUACGUGGUUCGUAAACUUACGGUACUUUGUACAGUGGACUAGAUUAUGCGCAUAAACUAAAAGGGAUCGUACGAUUUGUCUUUAGAAUACCGGUAUCCUUCAUUAAUUCAAUCUUGUUUAUACCAUGAGUCUAUCAAAUCAGCAAAAACUUGGAAUCAUGCUAUGGGCAAAGCGCCGCCGUGAAAGAGAAAACAAUACCUGUACCGGUACACGAAAUUCAAGGCGAUGGUGGGUGCACCCCAUCUUGAGAAAACGAGAGGAAGCUGGUGAAUUUCAUGCACUGGUACAGGAAUUACGGUUGCAGCGACCUGCAUAUUUCAAGGAAUAUUUUAGAAUGUCGACAAAAGAGUUUGACAAGUUACUUGGAAUUGUUGGUCCAAAAAUAGAAAAAUUAACGACGACGUACAGAAGGCCAAUUUCCGCUGCAGAGCGAUUGGCUGUAACAUUGAGAUUCUUGGCAACUGGAGACUCUUAUCGGACCAUUGCCAAUAGUUAUCGUUUAGGGAUUUCCACCGUUUCCCUCAUUGUACCAGAUACAUGCAGAGCCAUUUGGGACACACUCCAACCAAUGGUUAUGCAAUGCCCAUCCACCCAAGCUGCAUGGACAACAAUUGGGAAUGACUUUGAAGCGAGGUGGCAAUUCCCGAAUUGUUUAGGUGCCAUUGAUGGCAAACAUGUCAUCAUUCAAGCCCCAAACAAUUCGGGAUCCAUGUUUUUUAAUUAUAAAAAGACGCACAGCAUUGUGUUGAUGGCUGUGGUGGAUGCAAAUUAUAAAUUUGUGGCAGUCGACGUUGGAGGGUAUGGGAGGAGCAGUGAUGGGGGUAUAUUUGCCGACUCCUGUUUUGGCAGAAGAUUGGCCAAUGGUACCCUCAAUCUUCCUAAUCCUAGGCCAUUGGGAAGGACGAGUCAUGGAGACUGCACCCCAUUUGUAUUUGUAGCUGAUGAGGCAUUCCCUUUGAAGGAAAAUAUUAUGAGACCAUAUGGUGGGAACAACCUGAACUCAAAACAGAAAAUAUACAACUACAGGUUGUCCAGGGCUCGCCGAAUGGUAGAGAGUGUUUUCGGAAUACUUUCCAACCAAUGGAGAGUAUUCCAUAGGGUAAUGCCUCUUCAGCCUACAAAUGCUGAUGGGGUGGUGAAGGCCACCUGUUGCCUCCAUAACUUUUUGAGGAAAGGAGAAAAUCAGCCAGAAAGAGUGCAGGAAGCUUCCUCAGAAGCUGACAGCAAUACCUUACUGAGGAGUUUGUCACAGAUUGGGGGUCGUGCAACAUCCCGGGCGAUUGCUACAAGGGAAUCGUACACUGAUUUUUUUAGUGGCCAAGGAGCUAUUGGAUGGCAAAAUGACCAAGUUUGAAGGUCAAUGAUGAUUACAGGGUGGGAAAAGCAAGUUUUCAGUUUAUUGUUAUACAUUGUUUCAAAUAAAAGAGUUUUGUUUCUAUGAAAGUGUCAUUUCAUUUUAUUGACAUAUCAGUAUACUUAGUGGAGUGUAUGACAUGGAAUAUUUUAUGAAGUUUUAUUCAGUCUUUGUAAAAAUCAAAAUAGGGCUUUUGUGGUAAUGACAUACGGUAUAGGUAGAGUAAAAAUGUUUUCCCCACCUCCUGCUUUCGCAGUACGAGUUUAAAAACUCUAAGCUACCCAUAAACUCCCAUUUUUUUUUACAUCCACCCCCUGCCCCACUCCUACUCUCAAACGCCUCCUCUCUUUUCUCUCUCCUGAACCUAUCUUUCAACGACCUCCACCUUGUCUUGCAUUCUUUCACUGUUAAAACAAGAAUACCGGUACUGUUAUUUUCGGUUGCAUUGGACUUAAAGGGACUGUCCUCUCCAGUCCCCGAAGUGCGAGAUAAACU
Molecule: messenger RNA, 2149 nt
Organism: Styela clava
Lineage: Eukaryota; Metazoa; Chordata; Ascidiacea; Stolidobranchia; Styelidae
Source: RefSeq, a predicted model, not a curated record